Paramecium pentaurelia is the source of this 484-nucleotide messenger RNA. NCBI's taxonomy places the organism in Eukaryota, Ciliophora, Oligohymenophorea, Peniculida, Parameciidae. The record is from the annotation of a GenBank genome assembly.
AUGGCACUUAAAUGUAUUUAAGCAUAAUUAGAAUAACUACAAAGAUUUUCUAUUGAAGAUCCCUUCAUAAAUAUUUAAGGUGGUCCAAUUGAUGAUAAAGAUCUAUUCAUAUGGUAAGGAUAUAUUUUUGGACAUAAGAAUUCGCCAUAUGAAGAUGGAAUGUUUCAAUUAUAAAUUAAUUUCUCAAAAAAUUAUCCAUUUAAACCACCUAAAGUAAAAUUUAUAACUCCUAUUUAUCAUCCAAAUAUUGAUAAAGAUGGAAAUAUUUAGAUUGAUAUAUUAUAUAAUAAUAAUUGGUCACCAACAAUAACAAUAACUUAAAGUAAUUAAAUAAUAAUAAUAAUUAGUACUUUUAUGUAUUUCUGCUUUAUUGAAAGAUCCAGAUCCAGAUAGAUUUGUACCUACAAUAAGAGAGAGUUAUUAAAAUGAAAAAUAUCAUUAUUAAACAACAGAAAGAGAAUGGACAUAAAAAUUUGCAAAAUGA